This is a messenger RNA of Staurois parvus, 319 nucleotides long. NCBI's taxonomy places the organism in Eukaryota, Metazoa, Chordata, Amphibia, Anura, Ranidae. The record is from the annotation of a GenBank genome assembly.
UGUCCCUCGGACACAGCGGAUCACCGAUCCACGGAAAGAGCCGAAGAUGGCACUGAUCAGUGUGCCCUGAUGAUCAGUGUGGUGUGGCCCCAGAAGUGCCACCUGUCAGUGUCCAUCAGUGCCAGCUGUCAGUGCUGAACAGUGCCACGUACCAGUGCCCAUCAGUGCCACAUCAAUGCCACAUAUCAGUGCCUACCAGUGCCACAUCAAUGCCACAUAUCAGUGCCCAUCUGAGCUGCCCUUCAGUGUCACUCAUCAGUGCCAGUCAGUGCCACCUAUCAAUGCCAAUCAGUUCCACCUAUCAGUGCCGCCUAUCAGU